UACAGAUAUAGUGGUCGGUUGUUGUUCCACCCGGAGCAUGCGUGUUAGUUAUUAAGUCAUUUAAUUAAGGAAUUUAAUAGUGUUUGACCCUCAAAAUGCCCCCAAAACGAAAUCAACUAACUGAUGAAGAGAAAGCAAAAAAAAAUGCAGAACUAAGAGCGAAAAGAAAGGAAGAAAAAACGGAAGCGAAGGAAUUGAGAUUGCGAGCUGGCAGGGAACGUUACGCCGAAAGGAAACGUACAAGAACCCAAGAAGAAGUUAUCCAAAAUCAGGGUGAACAGGCUAAACGACAACGUAAAGUACGUCAACAGGAAAUUCCCGAAAUGAGAGAAGAAAGACGCAGAAUUGACAAAGACUACCACCAGAAUCGACGUGCAGCAAAUGAAGUUGAAGCAAACCACGCAAGAAGAAGCGUAGAAGAAAUUCAUCACGGAAUUCGUCUUAUUGAAGAAACACAGGAGGUGGCGGAAUUAACGAGUGAAGCGAAUGAAGAGCAAUCUACGGCAACUGAAAACGAUGGACCAGAAAUUUUCUUGGAUGGUUUGGAAAGCGUUGAUUGGACACAAUGUGAUCAAGAAACUGAAGAUUUACGACGAGCAAAGUAUGCUCAAGAACAUGCAGAUAUUGUUCCAGUCGAAACAGAAGAAGAGCAACGUCACCGACAAGAAUUUUUGGAGCAAAAUCGGCAAACAAAGGUGAAGAAGACUCAUCAAUUAGCUCCGAAGCCAAUCUUAGAUGAAAGUAAAAUUAAGAUUUAUUCAUGCGGGAAAAUGGACGUGAUUCUCCCUCCUCCUAAGGAAUGCCCAGAAUUGCUUCAAAUGUUAUUUACCAACUGCCAUCCUAAAUCUGCAAUUUUCAUCAAAGAUGCCCGAAAGUACAACAAUGCUCUCGCAUUUGCAUCACUGGGAGCAUCCAUUGACAAUCUACGAGGAAGAGGACCAUAUUGUUACAAGAUUCAUGGGCAACUUUACCACAAUACAACUGCUGUUCAAUUCUAUGAUGAAGAAACAUCCGUUCCUCCCGCUCUCAAGUACGCGCAACUAUAUUUCCUGGAUUCUGCUCAAGCGAACGAACAACGAUUAAAUAAUCCAGCAAACAGAAGCUGUGAUAGUGCUCUCAUGGAACAACUAGAUGCUCUCAUUCGUCGUGUUAAUCCAUAUGCUGUCAUGUACAAAAACAUGCGUCAAGUGGCUAUGGAAGAGGACCGUCAAGCAGCAGUUGAAGGUAGGGCUCCGUUAGUGAUUUCGAUGGUUAUUCAUAACGAUCGAAGAACACAGGAUGAAAGAAGAUACAAUAGCCCUGCAGGAGAAGAAAUUGCGGUUGUGUUUAAAAGCAUUGAUGGAGCACCCCCUGAAAACAGGGAUGUCCGAGGGCAUCUAUUAAUUCCACGGAGAGGAAAAGUUUUCAUUAGGAUUGAUACUCAAAAACCCAUGUGCGAUCCCAUGACGUACCCAUUGCUUUUUCCGAAUGAACAAGAAUUAUUGGCUGAAGAAUCUAGAAUCGCAGACUUAAACGACGAAGAAGACCAGAUGCGAACUGAAAUUGUACCGGAACCAGAAUUUGAAACAGAAGUCGACAUUGAUCCUGAUGUUCCAGUACCAAUCUAUGACGUCAACCGAAGAGGACCGCGUUCCAGAAUAACUCAGUGUGAGUUUUAUAGUAGUCAACUCUCGAUACGUAAAGGGAUUUUUAAUGCGGUUUUAUACGGAGGACCGCUGUUUCAACAAUAUGUUGUUGAUGCGUACGUGAAAGUUGAGGCGAACAGGAUCCAUUACAUUCAAACGCAUCAAAAGGAUCUGCACGUCGCACAGUAUAAUGGUCUUAUGGACUAUAUUACGACGCGAGCUGAAAGAGACAACAUUACUGUAGGGACACCUGUGAUUUUACCUUCGUCUUUCAUAGGUAGUCCAAGAGCGAUGAAACAAGGAUAUCAAGAUGCAAUGGCUAUUUGCAGUAGAUUUUGA
This is a messenger RNA of Daphnia magna, 1964 nucleotides long. RefSeq lists its product as uncharacterized. The transcript is spliced from 3 exons. The coding region runs from base 96 to 1964 and encodes 622 amino acids. Lineage: Eukaryota; Metazoa; Arthropoda; Branchiopoda; Diplostraca; Daphniidae. The record is from RefSeq and is a predicted model, not a curated record.